This is a messenger RNA of Mesocricetus auratus (golden hamster), 7335 nucleotides long. RefSeq names its product oligophrenin 1 (gene Ophn1). Gene Ontology annotation, cellular component: cytoplasm. Gene Ontology annotation, molecular function: GTPase activator activity; protein binding. Gene Ontology annotation, biological process: signal transduction. The record is from RefSeq and is a predicted model, not a curated record. NCBI's taxonomy places the organism in Eukaryota, Metazoa, Chordata, Mammalia, Rodentia, Cricetidae. The transcript has 25 exons. The coding region runs from base 657 to 3065 and encodes 802 amino acids.
ACCACGCUUUCCAGAUGGAGCCCUAGGGCGCUGACUGCUCCCCAGUUUCCGUAGGAAAGCGCCAGGCUACCACAGCUAUUGUGCCCUAGCGCUGUCGCCCUCCUCUUCCUGCUGCCGUUGUCGUGUUUUUGGAGAGAGCUGUUUCCUUGCCGCUGGGUUUAACCCUUUAAGCACCAAACCCAGCCCGCCGGCCCCCCCGGAACGAGUAGGUGGUCUUUGCAGCUGCCGAGUUGUGGGCUACGAGUCCCGAAGACCCGAGGAAGAUAGCCGAAGGGAGCCCGUGUUCUCGGUCUGUCUCGGGGUUAGGGCUCGGCCUGAGUGAAACAGUGGCAUUGGCUUUAAGAAGGGGGAGGGGAGACACAGUUCGCCAGCAGAGCCAGGGAAGGAAGCCUCGGCUGGCUUGGGAGCACAGAGGGGCGGCCCCUGCGCCCGCGCUCUCCCCGCCUCCACCCUGGGCUGCCGAGGAGUCAGCGCUGCGCUUCAGGGAGGCGAUGACCAGGGGGCGUGCUGCUUACUAGGCUGCACCCUGCCGGCGUCAGAAGGCGUUGGUAAGCAUUCCCGGUCACCCGCAGCCACCACCGGACUACGCGCUUCUGCUACACACCAGCGGGCGCUACCAAGAGUUUCAUUGGAACAGUCCCUCCAAUAUCAUAACCAUGGGGCAUCCCCCGCUGGAGUUCAGUGACUGCUACCUCGACAGCCCCGAUUUCCGCGAGAGGCUCAAGUGUUACGAGCAGGAGCUGGAGAGGACCAAUAAAUUCAUCAAAGACGUGAUCAAAGACGGCAGCGCGCUUAUCAGCGCUAUGAGAAAUUACUCUUCUGCGGUUCAGAAAUUUUCCCAGACACUGCAGUCAUUUCAGUUUGAUUUCAUCGGGGACACUCUGACCGAUGAUGAGAUUAAUAUUGCUGAAUCAUUCAAGGAAUUUGCUGAAUUGCUCAAUGAAGUAGAAAACGAGAGGAUGAUGAUGGUACAAAAUGCUAGUGACUUGCUGAUAAAACCCCUGGAAAGUUUUCGGAAGGAACAAAUAGGUUUUACAAAGGAGAGGAAGAAGAAAUUUGAAAAGGAUGGUGAGAGGUUUUACUCAUUACUGGACCGGCACUUACAUCUGUCAUCCAAAAAGAAAGAAUCUCAGUUGCUAGAGGCAGACCUCCAAGUGGAUAAGGAAAGGUACAAUUUCUUCGAGUCCUCUCUUGAUUAUGUCUAUCAAAUCCAGGAAGUUCAAGAGUCCAAGAAGUUCAAUAUUGUGGAACCAGUCUUGGCCUUUCUUCACAGCCUCUUCAUUUCCAACAGCUUGACUGUGGAGCUCACACAGGAUUUCCUCCCAUAUAAACAGCAGCUGCAGCUCAGUUUACAGAAUACAAGAAAUCAUUUCUCCAGUACCCGAGAAGAGAUGGAAGAACUUAAGAAAAGGAUGAAAGAAGCUCCUCAGACAUGCAAACUUCCAGGACAGCCAACCAUUGAAGGCUAUCUGUAUACACAGGAGAAAUGGGCUCUGGGGAUAUCCUGGGUGAAAUACUACUGUCGGUAUGAGAAAGACACCAGGACACUCACCAUGACACCAAUGGAACAGAAGCCAGGUGCUAAGCAGGGGCCCAUGGAUUUAACUUUGAAAUACUGUGUGAGAAGAAAGACAGAGUCAAUUGACAAGAGGUUCUGUUUUGAUAUAGAAACGAAUGAAAGACCAGGAACCAUCACUCUGCAGGCGCCUUCAGAAGCAAAUAGAAGGUUAUGGAUGGAAGCCAUGGAUGGGAAAGAACCUAUCUACCACAGCCCUAUAACAAAACAGGAAGAAAUGGAGCUGAAUGAAGUGGGGUUCAAGUUUGUUAGGAAGUGCAUCAAUUUUAUUGAGACCAAAGGGAUCAAGACAGAAGGGUUAUACCGCACAGUGGGCAGCAACAUCCAGGUUCAGAAGCUGCUUAAUGCCUUUUUUGAUCCAAAAUGCCCAGGAGAUGUGGAUUUUCAUAACAGUGACUGGGACAUUAAGACAAUCACAAGCUCCUUAAAAUUCUACCUCAGGAAUCUUUCAGAGCCUGUCAUGACUUAUAAGCUUCACAAAGAGCUUGUCUCUGCUGCCAAAUCUGACAACCUGGAUUACCGUCUGGGGUCUAUUCACUCCCUAGUAUAUAAGCUACCAGAGAAGAACCGGGAGAUGCUGGAACUGCUAAUCAGACACCUGGUAAAUGUGUGUGAGCACAGCAGAGAGAAUCUUAUGACACCUUCCAAUAUGGGGGUGAUCUUUGGGCCCACCCUGAUGAGAGCUCAAGAGGACACUGUGGCUGCUAUGAUGAACAUCAAAUUCCAGAACAUUGUGGUAGAAAUCCUGAUUGAACACUUUGGCAAGAUAUAUUUAGGUCCACCUGAGGACAGCCAAGUACCUCCAGUGCCUCCACCUCGGGUGACAGCAAGAAGGCACAAACCAAUCACAAUCUCAAAGCGUUUGCUGAGAGAAAAGACAGUGUUCUACACUUCUUCCCUGGAUGAAAGUGAAGAUGAAACCCAGCGUCAAACUCCUAAUGGUACAAUCACUAGCAACCUGGAUCCCCCCAAGCUACCGCAGCACCUCAAACUACCCAUUCAGAAAAGUGGGGAAACUGACCCUGGAAGAAAGUCUCCGAACAGACCUGUUUCUGACUGCCAAUCAGAGCCCUGCUCAGAGGUGGAUGUGGGGAAGUUGGUAUUUAGGAUGCAGGAUGGAGGGACCAAGGCUACUCCAAAGGCAACCAAUGGACCUGUGCCAGGCUCUGGUCCCACAAAGACCCCCUCUUUCCAUAUAAAGAGACCAGCUCCCCGACCAGUGGCUCACCACAAGGAAGGAGAUACUGACUGUUUCAGCAAAGUUCGGCCCCCAGGAGAAAAGCAAACAAUCAUCCGUCCUCCCGUGAGGCCCCCAGACCCUCCUUGCCGGGCCAGUACUUCACAAAAGCCAGAACCAAAGCCAGAUACUGUGGCUGGCAAUGCAGGGGAAAUCCCAUCAUCUGUGGUUGCAUCCAGGACCAGAUUCUUUGAAACAGCAUCCCGGAAAACUGGAAGUUCUCAAGGAAAACUUCCUGGAGAUGAGAGCUGAGGCCACAGGUUUGAAAGGACUUGGCCUUGAGGGACCCUUUCGAGGUUGUAAAAGGGUCUACUUCAGACCCUUGUGAGCUAUUUGGUAGUGAAGAGCAGCUCAUUUCUGGCCUUGUACCUUCAGUGUCUGGGAAGUCAUAAAAUAAGGAGCACAUGUCUUAGACAUGUGUUUGUUUCUCCUUUGAAUGCUGUCUUCACCUUCCCAGAAUGUCUGCUGUGAGCCGUUCCUAGGACACUGGAUGGCUGGAUUCUCUUAAGCUCCAAACUCUACUGAAGUGAAAUUACCCAUUGACCUGUAUUGAAUAGGGGAACCUAGUUUUCCCUACUUCUCUGAACUUACUGUUUCCUCAAAGGUCAUCGGACUCUGAAUGAUUCAGGGUUAAAGACUGAUCUUAGGGGUGUCUCACUCUGAUCUAAAGGCCACUUGAGUUGGGGCCAUUGUUUACCGUAUUUGGAAGGGAGGAGGGAUGUUAGCUGAACUUUGGAAAAUGUGUCAUGUCUCUUCCUGAGGAUAUGAACACUGACUAGUACCAGAUUGGCACUAUGGUACCAUGAUGUGUUAAUGAAAUCUGGUGGGGCCAGACUGCAUGAAUGAUUCCCACCCAGUGUCUUUCCCCAGGAUGGAUUUAGGAAGGUAGCCUUUCUGCUUUUGCCUCCAGCCUCUGAGGACAAAUCUGCUAAGCAUGUUUUGCAUGUCAAAGCCUAGGCCUGUCUGGAUUUUCCUUUUGCCUACUUCACCCAAUAGCUUCCUUUCCAACAAUCAACAAAUAAAACAAAACAGAAAACGUUUCUGUAAAAAAGGGUCAAAUGUUAGGAAACAUUUUUAAGACUGACUGAAUCCAAGGAAUUGUUGCCAUUGCUUCUUAUUUGCCUCUAGCUUACAUGCUCUUUUAUUUCCUGAAAAACAAGCAAACAAACACAACUACAAACAAACAAAACCAGAUCAUAGCCAAGUGCCUGUGGAUUCUGGAACUCCAUGAUGCCCCCAAGAUGACAUACACAGUUCCAUGAAGGUACUGCCUUUUCUGAGCAGAUGGUUCAUAACAUUCUACUGGAUUUCAAAUGGGACUGCAACCCAAUAAAGGUUAAGAACCACAGCCCUUGAGAUAAAAGACUCUUUACAGCCCAUAAAGGGUUGAAUUAGAAGGAACUUUCAAACGCAUUUAUACUAACAACAGCUUAGUUUACAUGAAGAGCAAGUUAGCAACCACAAGAGGACGAGAUCCCAGGUGUCUGAGCUCCUACAUAAGGUUCUUUUUAGUACAGCACAUUUCUCUAGCAAGGGACCUUGUAGGUGGUGGCUUUAAUGGCUCUUUGGGGAGGUAUUGGCUUUUAUCCUGUUUCUUGAGCCUCUCAUAUUUGCCAGCAAGUAGAAACUUACAAGAUGUAAGCCUCUGGUCCUUUCAUUACUGCUGGAGUCAUUUAAAGUGCACUAACGUAAAAGGCUUGCAGAAGUAUGAAAUCUGAGGAAUAGACACUUUUGAGCCCUGUUUUUCAGAUUGUUGGUGCUUCUGUUUCUGUGCAGAUGCCUGGGGCACGGCCUCUGAGGCUUGCAGGGCUCUUAUUGAGCUCUGGUCUUAGAGCUCUAUCAUCUUUGUUAAUGAGGGAAAAGCAAGUAUAUGUGUAGAACUUGGUCACAGGAGUGGGUUAGUAGGGUUUCAGAAUGAUGAAAGAUUAUAAAGACAGUUCGAAUCUUGUUUGCCUGUGGUGAAAUACCCUGGUAAACACUAAAAAUAUUAGAAUAUUAUUGACAGACAGGGAAAGACUGGAAUCUCAAUGGAAGAAGUAUAUCUAGAAACUUUACUGUGUUACCUCGGACAUGGAUGAAAAGUCAGCUGGGAAAGGUGAGGCCAUCAAUUUUGGAGGUCAGGGAGCAGUUGAUGGGGCAGUUCUACCUCUGCAUCAACUCCAUUUGGAGAAAGAAACAAGUAUCUCCUUUGACAAUCUGCUUUAAAGAACAAAAUUUCUGUGGUGAAGCAUAUGCCAUGAUUGGCAUGGCCUAUGCUCAAAAGAGGGGAUCUGGAGACGUGAUAUGUGAGUAGUAACUGAGGAAUAUUAGCAGCAACCCUAACAAGUAGGUGAGAGAACUGUUUUAAGUCGAUAGGGACAGCAAAAGUGCUACCACUUAUUAAGCACCCACUGAGUACGAGGUACUUCCAAUAACUAAUCUUUCAACCUUGUAACAAUCGUGGAAGUACUCUUUUUGUACAGAUUAAGAAGGUACUCAGGUGUGGUGUUACUGGCUCUAGUACACAGACAUAGUGACCAUUAGAAGUGUGGUUUCCAUCCAAACCUCUCUGAGUGUGUACCCUGUGCAGUUUUCCCUAUGGCUUUCAGAGGCAGGUAUUUAAACAGAGGGCACAUUACUGGAGGUGGGUUGACUCUUGACUCCCGUGUGCCUAACUGACAAGGAAAGGACAGCAGUGAGGGGAAAGAAGCAGGGCGAGUUCACUUCAAAAGGGAGUGGGUUUUCUUUUCGCUCUGAGCUGAUCCAAUUCAUAAUAUGUUUUAAAAGAUCAUGCAACCUCACUUUGUGCAGUGAAGAAUUCCUUACAGUCGGCCUCUGUGAAUUAUUUGCCUGAGUCAUUUUCCAAAGAUAUAGGGUCCUUCCAGGUGUUGUUGUGCUUCCUUGUACACCACUACCUGUCAUGUGUACAGUUUCAUCCAGAAGGCUGUUAAUACCCACACAUGCAGCUUGAGGAGCAGGAAAGUUCUCUGUGCCUUUGUGGAAUUUGAUGCCCUGGGGUCAUAUCCCUACAGAGUUUUUCUGCAGUGAAAGCAAAAAUCAGGGAGUCAUUUAAUAAAAGAGACCUCAUUGAAUUUUUAUAUUUCAAGUUCAAAAGAGGUGUUAUGGGGUAUCCAGCUACCACAGGACAAAACUAAGUGUCAUAGAAGAGUACUUCGGAAGUAGUGGGCUACAAUAGGGAAGCAUCCUUCCCUUUUCAAGACAUUCCUCAAUUCUGUAUUAAUGACAAACAUGUAAAGGAAGUAAUUCUGCAACUCACAAAAUAAUUGCUUUUGAGAGAACAUAGAUCAGCAAAGCUGUUAUCAAAGAAGCAGCAGACAGUUGACCUUGACACAUUAGAAGCCUAUAAAAGCUUUAGGAGCAACAGCAACAGAAAAUCCAGAGUGAAGCAAGAUAAUUUGACCAGAUAUUGCCAGUGAAGAAAAAAGGCUUAAUUUUCAUAGGAACACUGCCUGUUUUGAGCUAUGUGUGUGAAAUCAGAGAAAAGUGAGAUCCAUGAGCUCAUUCAUGUGCUUUUUCAAUUAACUGUGCAGAUUCUCUUGUAUAAAUGCCCUCCAUCUGCAGUCUCAUCAUGGAAAUAAUAUUUCAGCAUAUCAGAAAUGAUGAUCCACCCACUCUACCACAUAUGUUGUUUUGUAAAAAAACCUGAAGACAACUCAGCACAAAAUUCUUUUGAACCCAAGAGUCUUAAUCUAGUCUUUUCUUUGCAGCAUAGUCUUUGCCAUUCUCUCAGGUCUCAUAGCAUCAAUCAGUGAUAGCUGGCAAUUCUGUCUUGUAGAUAAUGAAAUUUGACUCUCUUCUUUUCUCUCCUCUUCCUCUCUCCGUCAUGUCUGUCUCCCCCCUUUCAGUCUCUCUAUAAUACCCCUUUAAAGAACAGACCUCUUCCCACUUACACACUCUCUCUUGCAUCCUCUCUUAUCUCUUACUCCCCUUACCUUACUCUCUGUCAGGUCUGUCUCCCCACUUUCAGUCUCCCUAUAAUAAACUAUGGUUAAUGUGCAAAAAAGAUAAGGAAAUUUGAGGCCCAAGGAGGUGACAGUGACUUGUCCAUCAGAAGACCCUAAAAACAUAAAAAUCCAAGCUUGUAAACUACAGAUGGCUUUCUCUUGACCACACUGUCCCAAAGUAGUAGUGAAAAUGAAUCCCAGGGCUAGAGAGAUGUCUCAGCAGUUAAAAGUACUUGUAUUAAGUUCCCAGCACCCUUAUGGCAACUCACAACCAUCUAUAAGUGUAUACCAUGGGAUCUAAUGCCCCUUCUGAUGUGAAGAAGUACAUGCAGACACAAUACCCAUAUACAUAAAAUUCGUAAAUAAAAAAAAUCUUCAAAUGGAAAUAAACGCCAAAUGUGACUGGGGAUGUUUAGAAAUGGAAUUAAUAAAAACAUCAGUUUCAACAUUAGCAUUACCUGGAGACUUGUUAGAAAUGCAGAUUCUUAGGAUCCACCCUAGACAUCUGGAAUAUGAAAUCUGUAUUUUAACAAGACCCUAGAAGAGAUUUCUAUGCAUAUUAAAUUUUUUGAGAAACA